Messenger RNA from Rhinocladiella mackenziei CBS 650.93, 1848 nucleotides. RefSeq lists its product as uncharacterized. Gene Ontology annotation, molecular function: fluconazole transmembrane transporter activity. Lineage: Eukaryota; Fungi; Ascomycota; Eurotiomycetes; Chaetothyriales; Herpotrichiellaceae. The record is from RefSeq and is a predicted model, not a curated record. Gene Ontology annotation, biological process: xenobiotic detoxification by transmembrane export across the plasma membrane. The transcript has 5 exons. Bases 1 to 1848 code for a protein of 615 amino acids.
AUGGGCAGCUCCGUGGCCGAUAUGAUCCAAGACUCCGCUUUGGGACAGGCCAUUAGAUUCAUCACGCGGAACAAAGCAUUCGCCUUCCCUGAAGAUGAUCCUAAUUUCAAAAUUCCUUGGGAAGAAGCUCCCGCAUCAGUGAAGGAAAAGGAGAUCGACGUUGGCCCAGACGCAAGCCGAAUCACCAGCAAUGAUACUACUCCAGCGACUCUUUCGCACCAGAAUUCCUUCCUCCAUCAUGAGGAUGUCGAAGCCCCACCAGCUCUGAGCACAAUUCCUACAGCUCGUUCGUUGGCUCGCAGCCAAGUGGGCACGGUCACAACCAGAACCAGGACCAGAGAGCAAACACUGCCUUAUUCACGAGAACGUUUUGAAGUCGAGCAGGAAGAAGCUAUCGAACGUCAACAGAGCAGCGUGAUUGCCCCUCAAAGAACCGCCGACGGCGUCAUUCUCGUGGACUGGUACACUACCGAUGAUCCUGCCAAUCCGCAGAACUGGAACAGUUGGAAAAAAGCAUGGGUAACUUUUGUGAUUUGGCUGUAUACCUUCGUUGUCUACGCCGCAAGUGCCAUCUACACUUCGGCGGAACCACAGGUCAUGGAGAAAUUUGGCGUCGGCACGAGCAAGGCUGCACUGGGCUUGAGCAUCUAUGUACUCGGAUACGGAACUGGACCGAUGUUAUUCUCUCCACUCUCAGAAAUCCCCGCCAUCGGCCGAAAUAUUCCCUACGUCGUAUCAUUUGGCCUGUUCGUUAUCCUGUGCGUCCCGACUGCGUUGGCCAACAGCUACGCCAGUCUGCUUGUUCUGCGAUUUCUGACCGGUUUCAUGGGAAGUCCCUGUCUGGCGACUGGCGGUGCUACAAUGGGAGAUAUGUACGGCCUCCUCAAACUCCCCUAUGCCCUGACUGCCUGGGUUGCGGCCGCCUUCUGCGCUCCCGCCGUGGGCCCACUGUUAUCCGGCUUCAGUGUGGCGGUCGAAGGCUGGCGCUGGGCACUCUGGGAAGUCCUCUGGGGUGCGGCACCGGUCUUUGUGAUUAUGUUCGCUUCCAUGCCUGAGACGAGCGCGAGCAAUAUUCUCCUCCGCCGUGCGCGGCGCCUGCGCAACCUUACCGGUAAUCCGAACAUCAAGUCUCAAGGCGAGAUUGAUCAGGGAACCAUGAGCUUGAGCAAAGUUGCAGCAGACCAGAUGUGGAAGCCUAUUGAGAUCUUCCUCAAGGAUCCCGCUGUGUUCUUCACCAAUAUAUACACAAGUCUGAUUUACGGUAUCUACUAUUCUUUCUUCGAGGCUUUCCCGCUCGUGUAUAUCGGAAUCUACGGGUUCAACAUCGGCGAACUAGGGAUCGUGUUCACGUGCAUCAUUGUAGGCUGCAUCAUCGGCAUCGUCAUCUACUGCUCCUAUGUCUACUGGUACCUGGAGCCAGACAUCAAGAAGAAUGGUCUACGUGCCCAAGAACACCGGCUCGUUCCAGCCCUGUUUGCCGUCACCCUGAUGCCCGCCGGUAUUUUCUGGUUCGGUUGGACCUCCAAGGCCGAUAUUCAUUGGAUCGUCAGCAUCAUCGGCAUCACCUUCUAUGCCAUUGGUGCUUUUGUCCUCUUCCAAUGUAUCUUCAUGUACCUGCCGCUCACAUACCCGCAAUACGCAGCGAGUCUGUUCGCGGCAAACGAUCUGUGUCGGUCCGCGCUGGCAGCCGGCGCCGUCAUCUUCGCACACCCGUUAUAUGUCAAUCUGGGCGUUGGCCGCGGCAUCUCUAUUCUCGGCGGUCUUCUCGGCGGUGGCGUAAUUGGAAUCUGGCUUCUCUGGUAUUUUGGUGCCAGUCUCCGGGCUAGGAGCAAGUUUGCCAUAUCUUAG